AUGUUUUUCUUCACCAAACCAAGAUCAUCAAGAACAGUACACCAUUACCAUGAUGAAGAUCAAAAGGAGUCCAACAAGUGCAUUAAUAUUCAAGAAAACUGUGUUUCAUUUACAGUUUGGAGAAAAUCACUUGUUUUCAGCUGCAAAGGGUUCACUGUAAUUGGCUCUGAUGGCAGCUUGGUCUAUAGAGUCGAUAACUACACCGGCCGACCCGAUAGAAUCGUGCUCAUGGACGGGCCGGGCCAUCCUAUCUUCACGAUAUCUCGUCGCAAGAAGCUCGGGAUAGCGGAGAAUUUCUGGCUAGUUUACGAAGGUGAAGUGGAGGAAAAGAGCAACAAAACAUCAAAGGAGCCUAUUUUUUGUGUGAGGAAAAACAAUAGCAUCAUGAAAAGUAGCAAGCCGAGUUUGCUUGCAUGUGUUUAUCGUGGGUCGUGUGAGAAGCGAUGUGUUUACACGAUAGAAGGCUCGUAUGAGAACCGAUCGUGCAAGAUUUUGGACGAGUCGAAAAGGGUUGUUUCGGAGAUUAAGAAGAAGGAGGCCAUUACUAAUGGAGGAGGAGCAUUUACUUUUGGUUUAGAAGUGUUUGAUUUGAUUGUUAGGAUUGGGGUUGACUCCACAUUUGCCAUGGCUCUUGUGUUGUUAUUGGAUCAAAUGUUCACUUGA
Molecule: messenger RNA, 663 nt
Organism: Striga hermonthica
Lineage: Eukaryota; Viridiplantae; Streptophyta; Magnoliopsida; Lamiales; Orobanchaceae
Source: the annotation of a GenBank genome assembly